GUUCAGUGUUAACCGACGGAGGAGUAUCAUUUCAUCGUCGUUUUGUCGGAUUUUUACGUCAGGUGUAUUGUUUCCUCUUUUCGCUGACAGAACACAAUUGAAAUGUACAAUAGAUAAACAUGCAAUUAGGAAGGUAAUUAAAUAGACUAUAAUGUUAUCAAGAACAUCGAAACGGUUUGUCAUUAACUGAAAACUGAUCGGUUUAUUUUGCGCACGACAUGUGGCCAACGUUUCAAAGCGGUUCGAGACUUCUCGCUAAAAAUACAUUUGCCAAACGAUCAAAGUGCUGCAGAUUAGUGAAAGAAAAAAUCAGUGAUGUUUUAUAAUAUAGAUCAUCCUCAUGCCAGUGGCAAUAUGCUUCCGUCACCCGGUCUUUCGAACGUAAUCGUAAUACAAUGAAAAUUCAUGAAAAUCGAUUCCAGGGAGCGAUCUCUUGGUUAUUCAUAUGUUCUAAAAUUCUCAUGAUUGUCUGUCAAUUUAUUAUCUACAUCGCAAAGGAAAAUAAACACGAUUCGACGAAACGUCAUUUAGCAGCGAUGGAAUCUGUUGCAGUUGUUAAAUGGAUUUGCUCUUUAUUAAUAUAUUGAAGACGUAAAUUUAUAUUGAAAUAUGGACAAAACAGUUGUUAAAAAUCAUGAAGCAACAACAUCUGGUACAUCAUACACUUUAUGGUUUGGUAUACAAGUGUAUCGCAAUAGAAUAGUUAUCGAUCGUAAAAAAUCACUAAUUUCGAAUUUUAAUGAAGAUUUACCAUCAUCAUAUCACGAAAACGUCACAGUGUCAUAGCUACCGUGGUAUUAUUUCUUAUAUUGUAAAAAAAACGCGCGAACACUUAAAAUGUGCGGUAAACUAUUUUCUAUACAAAUUACAUAAAGAAAGAGAACCAUUACAACUCAUGAAAGGAGUAUGAACACCGUUUAUCAGGUUCAAGUAUAAUGAAGUCAUCUAUGAAAAUGGGAGUAAUAGCCUUAAUAGGUCUUUUCGUGGUGUUUUACCAAUACCAUUUAUCAACCAGCGUACGAUUCGAUCAGAUCGCCGAUUUCAACACGGGUGGUUCCGUGGAAGACAGCCCUGUUCUAUCCCAGGAAGACGUAGAGCGCUACGUAAGGACGUCUAAAUUCAAGGAAGAAAUGAUCAAAAGCGCUGUGUAUAAAGUUCAAGAGAUGAACGGGCUGAGCCCAGACAUAACCUCGAUGUUAGUGCAGCAGUUAACGAAUCAUUUGCACAAGGAUAUUCUCGAAUUAUCCGAGAAUAAUUCGAAGAAUGAUCGAAACGUAUCGUUGAACGAAGAGAGACAAGAAUCGUCGAUGAAUUCGAAUAAAAUGCCGGAACCGUUGUAUAUAAUCACGCCGACGUAUCAUCGGCCAGAACAAAUACCGGAACUCACCAGGAUGUCGCAUACUUUGAUGUUGGUAAAGAAUGUUCAUUGGCUCGUUAUCGAGGACGCGACCGUUGCCACUAAACAAGUCACGAGGCUAUUGGAACGAACAGGAUUGAAGUUCGAGCAUCUGACUGCUCCAAUGCCUGAAAAGUACAAGCAGAAAAAGGGUGCCAAACCACGAGGCGUGUCUAAUCGGAAUCGUGGCUUACAAUGGAUCAGGGCAAAUGCAACUAAUGGCGUCUUCUAUUUCGCCGAUGAUGACAAUACCUAUGAUAUAGCACUCUUCGACGAAAUACGUAAAACAAAACGAGUCUCCAUGUUUCCUGUCGGUUUAUGCACCAAAUUUGGUUUAAGUUCGCCCAUUAUUAAGAACGAAAAAUUCGUCGGAUUUUACGAUGGAUGGAUUGCCGGUCGGAAAUUCCCAGUCGAUAUGGCAGGCUUUGCUGUAAACGUGAAGUUCCUGCUUCAAAGGCCAAAUGCCUCGAUGCCAUUCAAAGCUGGAUAUGAGGAAGAUGGAUUUUUGAAAAGUUUGGCACCGUUUGAACCGAAAGAAAUUGAAUUCUUGGCCGAUAAUUGCACCAAGGUACUCGCUUGGCAUACGCAGACAAAAAAAAACGAACCAAGUGCACCUCUUGAUAUGAAACUGUACGGUGAAACGAACCUAGUUAAAUUAAAACAACAAAUAGUAUGAUGUUAAGUCGAUAGCGACUGCAUUUUCGAGUUCGAUCUAAUUUUAACGAUUAAUAAGUACGAAACAAAGUGAUUCAGUGCCUGAAGUAUUGUGAAGUACGAUUGGCGUAGUAAUGAUCUUCUUUUUUUUCUAAUUUUUUUAUUGUUAAUCUUAGAAAAAAUAAGAGAAGCUAUAAUUUGUUUAGUUAGUUGUUAAGAUCUCCAUAGGAAAUGUUGUAGAUAAAUGAUCUUUAUAAUGUU
Apis laboriosa (Himalayan honeybee) is the source of this 2311-nucleotide messenger RNA. RefSeq names its product galactosylgalactosylxylosylprotein 3-beta-glucuronosyltransferase P (gene GlcAT-P). NCBI's taxonomy places the organism in Eukaryota, Metazoa, Arthropoda, Insecta, Hymenoptera, Apidae. The record is from RefSeq and is a predicted model, not a curated record. Gene Ontology annotation, biological process: chondroitin sulfate proteoglycan biosynthetic process; carbohydrate metabolic process. Bases 936 to 2072 code for a protein of 378 amino acids. Gene Ontology annotation, molecular function: galactosylgalactosylxylosylprotein 3-beta-glucuronosyltransferase activity. The transcript has 5 exons. Gene Ontology annotation, cellular component: Golgi membrane.